Messenger RNA from Fusarium pseudograminearum CS3096, 1641 nucleotides. RefSeq lists its product as uncharacterized. Bases 1 to 1641 code for a protein of 546 amino acids. NCBI's taxonomy places the organism in Eukaryota, Fungi, Ascomycota, Sordariomycetes, Hypocreales, Nectriaceae. Gene Ontology annotation, biological process: carboxylic acid metabolic process. The record is from RefSeq and is a predicted model, not a curated record. Gene Ontology annotation, molecular function: isocitrate lyase activity. The transcript has 5 exons.
AUGGCGUCACAAAAUAUGGCAAACCCUUCUAUUAACCCCGAUAUUGAAGAUGAGCUCUUCCAAAAGGAGGUUGAGGCUGUCAAGACAUGGUGGUCUGAUUCAAGAUGGCGACAAACCAAGCGACCUUUUACCGCUGAGCAGAUCGUUUCGAAGCGCGGAUACCUCCCUGUUGAUUAUGCCAGCAACGCCCAGGCCAAGAAGUUAUGGAAGAUUCUUGAGCACCGUUUCGAGAACCGCGAUGCUAGCUACACCUAUGGCUGUUUGGAACCCACAAUGGUGACCCAAAUGGCUAAAUAUCUCGAUACGGUCUAUGUCUCUGGCUGGCAGUCAUCGUCGACAGCCUCUGCUUCCGACGAGCCUGGUCCUGAUCUGGCUGACUACCCUUACACUACCGUCCCUAACAAGGUUGGCCAUCUCUUCAUGGCCCAACUUUUCCACGAUCGAAAGCAGCGUCAAGAGCGUCUCAGCGUCCCUAAGGAGCAGCGCGCCAACCUCCUCAACAUUGAUUAUCUCCGCCCCAUUGUCGCCGACGCAGAUACUGGCCAUGGCGGUCUCACCGCUGUCAUGAAGCUCACCAAGCUCUUCAUUGAAAAGGGUGCGGCUGGAAUUCACAUCGAAGACCAAGCCCCCGGCACAAAGAAGUGCGGCCAUAUGGCCGGUAAAGUCCUUGUCCCCAUUCAGGAACAUAUCAACCGCCUCGUUGCAAUCCGAGCGCAGGCUGACAUCAUGGGCUCUGACCUUCUCGCUAUUGCCCGUACUGACGCUGAGGCCGCCACACUCCUUUCCACCAACAUUGACCCCCGCGACCAUGCUUUUAUCCUCGGCUCCACGAACUCUACACUCAAGCCCCUCAACGAUCUGAUGAUCGCCGCUGAAGCUACUGGCAAGUCUGGUGCUGAGCUGCAGCGUAUUGAGGACGAGUGGCUUGCCAAGGCCAAUCUCAGCAGUUUCGACGAUGCUGUCGUUGCUGCCAUUGACGCGGGUUCCUUCUCUAACAAGGCUGGCAUUAAGCAAGAAUAUACUUCCAAGGCAAAGGGAAAGAGUAACUUUGAGGCCAGGGCUGUUGCUCGCCAACUUCUCGGCAGGGAUAUCUUUUUUGAUUGGGAUGCUCCCCGAACGCGCGAGGGUUACUUCCGCCUCAAGGGUGGAUGUGACUGCGCAGUGAACCGCGCUAUCGCCUAUGCACCUUACUGCGACGCCAUUUGGAUGGAGUCCAAGCUGCCCGAUUUCGCUCAAGCCGAACAGUUCGCUCAAGGUGUCCACGCUGUCUGGCCAGAGAAGAAACUCGCUUACAACCUGUCUCCAUCGUUCAACUGGAAGACGGCCAUGCCUCGUGAUGAACAGGAGACUUACAUUCGACGCCUGGCUAAGCUUGGUUACUGCUGGCAGUUUAUCACUCUAGCGGGCUUGCACACAACAGCAUUGAUUAGUGACCAGUUCGCAAAGGCUUACAGCACCGUCGGUAUGCGUGCCUAUGGCGAGCUUGUCCAAGAGCCCGAGAUGGACCAAAAAGUCGACGUUGUCAAGCACCAGAAGUGGAGUGGUGCUACCUACGUCGACGAGUUGCAGAAGAUGGUCACAGGUGGUAUCAGUUCCACGGCUGCUAUGGGCGCCGGUGUGACUGAAGACCAGUUCAAAUAA